GCUGGGGACCUGUUUGUUCUGCGUUGCUUUCUAGAGGCUCACAGCUCUCAGUUCUGGGACCUGCCAGGCGUCCAAACUCGGCCCCCUGUCACUCACGCUGUCCGCAGCCAAUGGCACAGCGGCCUGUCACUCUGGCCCCGCCCCCGGGGAGCGGGAGGGAGACCCAGCGGGCUCUGGCGCCCGAGUGAGAGGAUUGAACUUUGCAGCGGAGUUGCGGCGGCCGCGAGGUGCCAGACAGCGCGGCCCCAGCUCGGAGCUGGGAGCCUCGGCCCGCGCGCGCCAGGCGCAGCCAUGGAACCCAAGGCACCGCGCGCGGCUCUCACCCUGUGCUUGUGCCUGUGGCUUUGGCUCUGGCUGGCGGCCUUGGGGGGCUGCGUGGCUCCGGGUCCCGGCUUGGUGGCGGCGGCCAGAAGGCUGGACGAGUCGCUGUCCGCCGGGAGCGUUCAGCGCGCGCGCUGCGCCUCCAGGUGCCUCAGCCUGCAGAUCACGCGUAUCUCCGCCUUCUUCCAGCACUUCCAGAACAAUGGUUCCCUGGUUUGGUGUCAGAAUCACAAGCAGUGUUCUAAGUGCCUGGAGCCCUGCAAGGAACCAGGGGAGCUGAGGAAACACCAGUGUCAGAGCUUCUGUGAGCCUCUGUUCCCCAAGAAGAACUAUGAGUGCUUGACCAGCUGUGAGUUCCUCAAGUACAUCCUCCUGGUGAAGCAAGGAGAUUGCCCGGCCCCCGAGAAGGCUAGUGGCUUUGCAGCUGCCUGUGUGGAAAGCUGUGAAGUGGACCAGGAGUGCUCAGGGGUGAAGAAGUGCUGCUCUAACGGCUGCGGACACACUUGCCAGGUGCCCAAGACUCUGUACAAAGGGGUCCCCUUGAAGCCCAGAAAAGAGUUACGGUUCACUGAGCUCAAAUCUGGCCAGCUGGAGAUUAAAUGGUCCUCGAAGUUCAACAUUUCCAUUGAGCCCGUGAUCUACGUGGUACAGAGAAGGUGGAACUAUGGGAUCCAUCCCAGCGAAGACGACGCGACACACUGGCAGACAGUGGCCCAGACCACAGAUGAGCGGGUGCAGCUGACUGACAUAAGACCCAGCAGGUGGUACCAGUUCCGGGUGGCUGCUGUCAACGUCCAUGGUACCCGAGGCUUCACAGCACCAAGCAAACACUUCCGCUCUUCUAAAGAUCCAUCCGCACCGCCAGCCCCAGCCAACCUUCGUCUUGCGAACUCCACCAUCAACAGUGACGGGAGUGUGACGGUGACCAUUGUUUGGGAUUUCCCCAAGGAGCCAGACAUCCCUGUGCAUCACUACAAAGUGUUCUGGAGCUGGCCGGUCAGCAGCAAGUCACUUGUCCCCACGAAAAAGAAGCGGAGAAAGACCACUGAUGGGCUUCAGAACUCUGUGACCCUGGACCGACUUCAGCCAGACUGCGACUACACGGUGGAACUCCAGGCCAUCACUUACUGGGGACAGACCCGCCUCAAGAGUACCAAGGUGUCUCUGCACUUCACAUCCACGCGCACUGCCAACAAAGAUCAGCUGGGAAAAACUAGAAAAGGUGUGGUCCUGGUACAACCCCCCUUCCAAAGAAGACAGCCUGCUCGCCCUCUGGAGAUUGGAGUUCCGUUCUACCAAGAUAACCAACUGCAAGUCAAGGUCUACUGGAAAAAGACUGAAGAUCCAAGCGUCAACCGAUACCACGUGCAGUGGCUUCCAGAAGUCUGCACCCACAACAGGACAGCGGGAGCAGAGACAUCUUCGGGUGUGACACAUGAAAAUUAUAUCAUACUUCAAGACCUGUCGUUCUCCUGCAAAUACAAAGUGACUGUCCAACCCAUACCGCCAAAGGGUCUCUCAAGGGGAGAAACCAUUUUCUUCACUACCCCACCAUGCUCUGCUUUGAAGGGGAAGAGUCACAAGCACAUCAGUUGUCCCGGGGACACAGGUCACACGCUCUCCAAAGUGCUCGCCAAGCCAGAGAACCUUUCUGCUUCAUUCAUUGUCCAAGAUGUGAAUAUCACCGGCCACUUCUCUUGGAAGAUGACCAAGGCUAAUCUCUAUCAGCCCAUGACUGGAUUUCAAGUGACUUGGGCUGAGGUCACCACUGAGAGCAGACAGAACAGUUUGCCCAACAGCAUCAUCUCCCAGUCCCAGAUCCUGCCGUCAGAUCACCACGUGCUCACUGUGCCCAACCUGAGGCCAUCCACCCUCUAUCGCCUAGAAGUCCAAGUGCUGACCACAGGUGGGGAGGGCCCGGCCACCAUCAGGACCUUCCGCACCCCCGACCUCCCACCCUCUGCCAUACGCCGUCCCCAUCUGAAGCAUCACCAUUCACAUCAUUUCAAGCCCUCUCCAGAGAGAUACUAAACCACUCCCAGUCUGUCUCAGCAUUGUCCGGGUAUGCACGCUUGUUGAAUUUCAGCCUCUACACAUGCGUCCUUCUAGAAUGGUAGGAACUUCUCAGACCAUUAGCACAAUUAGUACUUCUGCCAAUCACAGACACAUCUGAAAACAUUUGAUCAGUUGUCAUCCAGAGCAGAGUGCCCUCGCAAAGAGGAGAAAAUGGAAGACGAUGUCUGUGCAACUGUGACUUUCAUUUCUGUGUAUGGUUUUGCUGAUGUCUUGUGAAUCACUGUGGAAUUGAGAUUUCCUUGAAUUUGGAGCAGCAAGGUCUUCCAACAGAGUAGUGUAACACAUAUAGAGUUUAUACACAUACUCAAUAUACAUUUAAUCAAUGAAACAUAUUUUUUAUUAAAUUGUUGCUUUGGUUUGCAAAACCAACUAAGAUUAUACAGACUUUGAGUACUAUUUAUUUACUCUUUCAUGAAGUCUUUUUAUCAUGGAUUUUUUUUAAACUGAAAGUUUAUAAUCUGAAUUUUAUCCAUGAAAUUUAAUUAAAAAAUGUUCCUUAUUUAUACCCCCUAGACUUCUUUUUAUACAAACAAAAAUGAAAGCUCAGUCUGUCAUUUAUUAUCUAUGAGACACCCAAAACUCCAGGUAAUCAGUGUAUGAGCUGCUAACCAGAUUUUGCCUUGGAGAAAUGGGAAAUUCUAGGGAUCCCUUUAAAUGUUUCAUCCUGUCUGAGAGAUUUUCCUGAUCUGUUACUUUAUUUAUAGUCCCCCUUGAUGCAGAAAACAGCUGUUGAUGUGCUCUGUUUUGCCAUCUGAAAAUUGACAAAGCCGCCUGCUUCAAGGGAAAGAAUCACAGUCCCUGGACAUUUUCAAAUCUCAAAAAAGAUUUGAUUUUUCUGAAUCCAAGGAAGUUAUUUGCAUGAUAUAAUAUUUUCAGUAAUAUAAAAGCAAAAGGACUUUGGUUAAUUUUAAAAAGGGUGAUUAUCUGUCUUUUAUUCAAACUUGACUCUUUCAAAUCUAUUAAAUUUUAUUAUUUGGAAAAUUAUUUGUAUUUCAGCCUAACCAUGUGAGCUCUAAUCCACACUGAUACUGUGUUCUGGGGCAGGCAGCCUAAACACAGAAACAUUUAGUUUCCUCUGAUUUUUUUUUAUUUGUUUCUUGAGAGACUGCACCUAUAUGUGGUUUUAAACAUGCAGAGCUAUGUGUCUAUAUACUUGUAAUUGUGUGUAUGUGUAUGUAUAUAUAUAUAUAUAUAUAUAUAUACACACACACACACACAAAUAUAUAUAUACAUAUAAUUAUAUACACAGAGAGACACUUACAUAUCUGGGUAUGAAUCUCUAAAGAAUUUGUUUUCAUUGUCUUACUAGUGGUGAAUAGAGAUGUAGUUAUUCCAGUGUUGAUAAGGAUCAUGUAUUUUCCCUAACAAGGUGGACUCCAUGGGAAAAGAGCAAUUUAUCAAAAUUAAUCUCCAUAAAAGAACGGCUUCUUCAUUUCAUCAUCUACUCAAGAAUGAGAUGGAAAAAACUAGUAAGGUUAGUGUUAGUUCUAGCUUUUAACGAGAGGAUUUAUUGCUGGUCCUUUGGCUGUCUCUGGGAAGCAGGCCUGGCCGUGCCUGGGAAUGUGAAUUCUGGGAUUCCUUGAGCCCUUGUAUAGUGCACAAAGAAAGACAGUUGGAAAAUAAGAUGGAGAGAAGCUCUUUUUGUCAUUAUAUUGACACCGAUCCUUAGGAGACACAGUCUAGUUAUUGAACACUCUUCCCUGUAUGUUAAAGCAUUUAGAAAGUAGAGAAUGUCUCACAGCUUUCUGCAGGUAACAUAAAAUGGAAAUUUAGACUAGAAUGGAAGUCUACGUGUGUUCUAAAGGGUUUCCUGCAGCCAUCACAGUGGGCUGGAUGGAAAACAAUGAGCAGGGUAUAUUCUCAAAGAAUAUGAAUGGAGAACACAGUUUUCAGCGAAACCCACCCUCUCACCAAAUGCAACCAAUCAUCACAGAGAUGUGAAGCUACCAUCACUCCAGCCCCAUUACAGCCUUUGAAUUCAAGUUCUUAAAAGUUCAAAAAUUACAACUUCUUAUGAUUGUCUCUGCGUUUUAUCUUUUACCUUGAAUUUUCAUCAAUCUAACUGUACCAGCAGUGUUUUUUACUAUUAUCUAGUUUGAAAUGUAGCAGUAUAUACCUAGAUAAAGUUAUUAUUAAAUUCUUAUAUAAAUUAACUUUCUAAAAUUUAUGUUUCUUUUGUCUGCAUAAAUGACAGUGAGCAAAUUUUUUUUUACUUCAGAAAUUGAUCUGAAGUUUAUAUCAUGCAUAGGAAAACUAAAACAGCUUUUGUGAGCAUCUAAUUUGGAUACAGUAAUGAAAAUUAGUGUUCUCAGAUGAAAACUGCUAUUAAUGAGAUAAUCAAAGAGAUGUGUUUCCAGCCUGAAUUUUAAUAAUCUCUAAUAAUAAUGAAUGAUAAAAAUGCAAUUAUAAUUUUUUGAAAUUUAGACAUGUGAGCACCAUCUUUGAUGAAGCAGCUUUUGUUCUUUGUUCUCUAAUAUAUUGUAAUAGAUGCAUUUUCCUCACAAAAAUAUAUUCAUAGUUUGCAUCUGCUCUCCAAAACAUUGAGUUCAUCAAAAAUGUUGUUAUCAAAGACAGGUGGUUAAUUUGAUAUGUAAUACAACUGUACGCAUAUUUUUUCUAACUUAGGCCACUCACCCCUUAAUAAUGAAUUUUUCUGUGCUUCCCUCUUUUCCUAAGUAGAACUCUGUGGAAUGAGGUUCACAAAUCAACAUGUAGCCUUUCAAUUGUUUAUUGCUUCUUAGGAUAUAUUAUAGACAGAAAGCUUACAGUGUGUGACUUUUUAAAAUACAUUUCUUAAACAGCACUCAGAGAUUACAAAUACAUCUGAAUUAUAGCAGCCCAAAGGUGGCAUACGUGGCUCCAGGGAUCAGCAUACAUCCUCUUCAGCACUAUUAACUCGGGGGCUAGAUAGUUCUUUAUCAUGGGAGUCUGGACAUUUUGGGAUAUUCAUAAAAUACCCCAGGACUUCCGUCCCCUUACCACCCUUCCCCAGAUUGUGGCAACCAAAAAAUAAUGUCCCCAGGUAUUUCUCUGUGCCCCUAGGAAAGGGCACCUCCAGUUAAGAACAAGUGCAGUAGAGUGAUCUUUACAGAAUAGAGGAAAAUUAGACUUUGAAAAGGAAUCAGCCCUGGAAAAAUUUCAGCCAAGACCUUAAUCCAUUUGACUUCCCAAACCUUCUUUUUAAUCCUUUUAUGCUCCCUGAAAACACAGAGAUCACUGUCGCUGUUAGGCUGAGUUUCAACUUGUCGUCUGAUUCAUGCACGCAGAAGUAUUAAGCGGCUCCGUGCCCCAGUAAAUGCUAUUUGUGAAGUCGACUUAUUUAUUUAAUGCUCUUUCAUACCCUGUGACCGUGAGCUCCUUGAGUUUCAUGAUUUCCGUGAUUACACACCACUCUAAAUCUUGUUGGGUAAACAUUCAUGCUAUAACCAGCACUCAAAGGCUGAGGGUCUGCAUGUACUUCAGAGUUCGUGCUACGAUGUAAACAAAUCCACGAAGAUGUUUCGUCAGAUGUUUCCUCUGGUGUUGCAUGGCCACGCAGUUUCACGCGAGCUGCAGACUCCCUGAUUGUCUUACCGCUCCUGAAUAUUAGCAAGUUAUACCAUUUACAGAGUGAUUAACAGAGGUUUAUCUAAAGUUAUUAUUUUUUCUUUGACUUCCCUCUAUUAUAAUGUGCAGAUAAGAAAACUGCUACUUUCUCAUCCAAAUGGUCUGUAGAAAUCAUGUCUCUUCUUGUGCUCAUUUGAAGUCAGUAUUUAUUUAUGUAUGUAAUAAGAAGUCCAGUUUCUGUGUAUGUCUGUCAUGGUAUCUAGAGAGAAGGAAUCUUGUAAAAAAAAAUUUGUAAAAAAAAAAAGAACCAGAAAAGUAUUGUAAAUAGCCUGAUAUCCUGUGAGUCAUUAUUUUCAUGUUAGAGUUUGUACAUACUGAUUCAGUAAUAAAGUAUCUUUAAACCUG
Messenger RNA from Cavia porcellus (domestic guinea pig), 6348 nucleotides. RefSeq names its product anosmin 1 (gene Anos1). Gene Ontology annotation, biological process: neuron differentiation. Gene Ontology annotation, molecular function: peptidase inhibitor activity; protein binding. Gene Ontology annotation, cellular component: extracellular region; cell surface. NCBI's taxonomy places the organism in Eukaryota, Metazoa, Chordata, Mammalia, Rodentia, Caviidae. The transcript is spliced from 14 exons. Bases 292 to 2352 code for a protein of 686 amino acids. The record is from RefSeq and is a predicted model, not a curated record.